Molecule: messenger RNA, 4719 nt
Organism: Antechinus flavipes (yellow-footed antechinus)
Lineage: Eukaryota; Metazoa; Chordata; Mammalia; Dasyuromorphia; Dasyuridae
Gene: MPL
Product: MPL proto-oncogene, thrombopoietin receptor
Exons: 12
Coding region: 54-2225 (723 amino acids)
Biological process (GO): cytokine-mediated signaling pathway; hemopoiesis; positive regulation of cell population proliferation
Cellular component (GO): membrane; external side of plasma membrane
Molecular function (GO): protein binding; cytokine receptor activity
Source: RefSeq, a predicted model, not a curated record
GAGAGAGCUGGGGCCCAGCUUCCUGAGGGGAGGACCAGGGUCGCACAGCCCACAUGCCCAAAGGGAUGCCAGCCUGGGUGUUCAUCCUGGUCACCUGCCGCCUCCUCCACUUGCCCAGCCAGGCCACCACCUAUGUCAGCAAUGAAGACGCCUCGCUCCUGGCGGCAGAGCCAGAGCCCCUGCGCUGCUUCUCCAGGCAGUUCGAGGACCUCACGUGCUUCUGGGACGAGGUAGAGGAGGAGGACUGGGCUGAGCAAGAAGAGGAGGGUGGCCAGGAAGACGGAGGGCCCUACCAACUUUUCUUCUCCUACCCCGGGGAGGAGCCCCAAGUGUGCCCGCUGAGCUCCCAGAGGCUGCCCAACGGAGGGCUUCGCCACGUCUGUCAAAUCCAGCCCGCGGAAGGCAUGCGCCUGUUUGCCAAGCUGACGCUCUGGGUGUGGGACCCUGCCAACCGCCGAAACCGGACCCAGAGAGUGCUCAGCCUGGAAAACGUGGGCCUGCCGGCGCCACCUAAGAGCAUCACGGCAGUGACUUCUGGUCAGUCUGGGGAGCUGCAAGUCACAUGGGAGGCACAGACCUCAGAUAUUAGUGACUUCAUGCAGCAUGAACUUCAAUAUGGCCCUUUGGAUCCCAGCAACCCUGCUCAGCCCACAGUCACAGCGCUGCUCCAAGCACCCAUGUGCUGCCCAUUCAGAAAGUGGCCACACACCCAGCCACCCCAGGCCACGGCAACCCCCAGACCCGACCAGGCUCCAACUCGGCUUCCAGGGAGUCAGUCUAUACAGCGGUACCCCGCCACCGAGGGACCCUCCAGAAAAGGAUACGUGAGCCAGGGACCUGCUGUGGGGGGACCCACAAUACCGCAGUGGGCUGGGCCAGAGCAGCUAGGGGCCACCAGAGAAUCCCUAGGUCUAAUAGGUGAAAGUUGUAUCAUCUCAGGAUUUCAACCUGGGACCUCAUAUUGGCUCCAGCUCCGGAGCAAGCCUGAUGGAAUCUCUCUCAAGGGUUUCUGGGGACCGUGGUCAUCGCCUGUGAACGUUACCCUGCCACGGGACGCAAGGGAGAUUGGGCUUCAGUGUUUUACUCAGGACCUGGAGCGUAUCACAUGCCAGUGGCGAGGACCAGCCCAGCCCAUCACCUCCCAUGGCUACUUCUACCACUGGGCAACUGGCAGCUGUCCUAGAGACAGGUGGGGGUUUCUCCACAGGGGCCCAGUCUGGGAGAAAUGUGAGAAGACGGACUCCAGGGCCGAGGAAACCCCAAUCUCCCUCUGCCAUUUCCAGUCUCAAAAUGACAGUGCCAUUCACAUCCUGGUGGAGAUCACCACUGAACAGGGCACCGUCCAGCAGUACCUUGCCACUCCCUUCUGGAUGCAUCAGAUUGUUCUCCUCGAAGCUCCAGAGCUGCACUGGGCAGCCGGGCCCCGGGGGCAGCUCAAGCUCACCUGGAGGGCCCCCGCGCCCUGGCUGCCGGGGAAGACGCACUACCAGAUCCGCUACUCGGUUCAGAGCCACGAGAAUUGGAAGGUGCUGGAGCCUCCGCGGGAUGCGCUGGGAGAAACCCUGGAGCUCCGCCCCGGGGCCCAGUACCGACUACAACUGCGCGCGCGGCCGGAUGGCCCCACUUAUCACGGACCUUGGAGCGCCUGGUCUGCGCCUGCGCUCGUGGAGAUGGCGCCCGAGAGUGGCUGGGUAUCCAUGGUGACGAGUGCGGUGCUGACGCUGGGCUUCGGCGGUCUCGUGGGCCUCGUGUUGCGGCGCCUCUUCCCCGCGCGGUUCAGGGCCCUGCGGCAGACCCUAUGGCCUCCACUUCCUGACCUGCAUCGGGUCCUUGGGAGUUUCCUCACUGAGCCUCCCACCUCCACGAGCCAGCCCAAGGCCCCAGCCAUAACCGAAGAGGAGGAACCGAGCGUCUUGGAGGUUCUUUCUGAGUCUGUGGAUGGUCAGUCCCAACUGGACUACCCCGUGUUACUGCAGGCUGGCUGCCCGGGCUCCUCCUGGUCCCCACCUUUAGCCCCAGCCCCUUCACAUUCUGAGCUUGACCCCACCACCCACAUUGACAACUACUCCUAUCUGCCUCACUUGUCCCAGCCUCCCCCCCACUCAAAUCCCUGCCACCAGCCCUUGGACAAAGUACUGUUCCCUAGAGCCCCCAGGCCCGAGUGCCUGCCGGUGACCCCCCUCACCCCACUGCUUUCCCAAGUGAGCCCAAGCUCAGCCUACUGACCUCCUGAGUGGGGCCCUCGCCCUGCCCACCUCCCUGCCUCCUGAGCAACCCUUAAGGCCUCUGUUUCCCCUCCCAAAUUAAGCCCUAUGGAGCACAGUUGGGGCCAAGCUGCCCCCCCGCCCAGCACCCAGCCCUAACACUCCUUCCUAGUCGUGGAGGCCCGAGCAAGCCUGGGCCUGAGCUUUAUCUGGGCAGCCAUUGGUCCCCAGAGUGACCAACCCUAGGGACAAAGCACUCGAGGUCUCUCCCAACACCCGGGGAUCGAGUCUUUCCCAAAGCCUCUGCCACCUUCAUUGUACGCAAUUGGAAACAGCCGUAGAUCCUCGGCCUGUGGCGUGGCUCCUUCGCCAUCUGCCCGGAGCCUGGCGUCAGUGACUCACCUGGCUCCUUAGCUAUCGCACACAGCCGCUCAAUAAAGGUUUCCUGGAACGACCACUUGGGCUUCCUACACUGGGGACAGAGAGGGACGCAGCUGAAGGAAUGGCCAGGCCCCUGGGCACCGUCCCAAACUCUGCCAGGCGGCAGAGAGGCGGCCACGGCUUUGCCAAAUGACCGUGGGGGAGGCCCUCAAGGGCAGGUAAGAGAGGCGCUUGCCCCCAGAUCUUGGUGGGAGCUCCAGGCCUCUUGUUGGAGCGGGCCACCAGACUGGGAAUGAGGAAGAGCCAGCUAGCUUUCAGUUCUGACCUCCAGGCGGGUGACCUUGGGGAAGCCAGACCCUUUCUGUGGCCUGAGCGCCUGCUGGGGUCCCAGCACUGGGCUAGGCACGGAGGGACAGCCUGAGACAGGGGGCUGCGCACAUGCGCAGGGCCCUGAAGGCUGACAGGGACGCUCCAGCUUGCUCAUGUCUCAUUUAAGCCCCCCAUGAGCCAUGAUGAGAAAACCACUAGCAGCAUCUCAGCCCCUUCCACCCCACUCCCCCGAGGGCGCCUCAGGGAUGGCUAGCAAGGGUCGAAGGGAGAAUUCAGGGGGGGUGGGGAGGAGAGCAGACUUUCCAGGCUAACCCAGGGCAGAGUUGCCCUCAACACAUGCUCAUGGACUAAUGGGGGGAAACCAGAUGAUGGAGAGCCUGAAAGGUGGAGGAACAGGGAGAAUUAGAAGAAUCCUUGAAUUUCUGAGAUCCAUGGGCAGGGAAACUCCUCAAAAGAACACUGUAUCUGCACCUUUCAUUGUGCAUUUGAGCCAUAGUGCAUUCAGUAGGCUGCCAUUCAGUCUCUGGUGGAAGACCUUCACAAGGAAGGGGAGCCCACCUUCCCCCAGGGCACCCGUGCCUCUUGGAGGUAGCUGUUGGCAAGCUUCCUCAGUGUCUUUGCAGCUUACUACUUUGGAUUCUGCCCCGUGAGGCUAAGGAGAAAGAACCGAGCCCCUCAUCGGCGUGGCAGCUCUUUCUGUCCCCGAAGAUGGCUGGCAUGGUUCCCCCCGGUCUCCUGGGCAGUUGGGAUGGCCAAGAAGUUUUUCAUCUCCUGCCAAUGUUGAAGGGUGCCAGAGCCCCAUGUGGUUGGCUCUGACAACAGAGAGCUGGCCAUUCCCUCUGUUCACUGUGGGCCAGUGACUCCUUCCUCCAAGCCCCACCCUGCCUCCCAUCCGGAGGCCUUUCAGAGCUGGGGCAGGUGCCGAAGGGAGGUCUCGGGCUACGUGGCCAGUGUGCUCACACCUCUUUCUGUGCUUGCUUCCAGCCCAUCUCUCAGGCCUUGUUCACUGUUCUCAGUCCCCUCCAGCACCUCACUCUGUAUUCAGCCCUCGCCUCUCAGCACCCCUCCAACCUCAUACCACCCAUCAUCCUCCUGGUCACCCAGUCACUGCAGACUGCUGUCCUCACCUUUCAUAUCCAGUGAAUCAGUUGCCACGGCCUAGCCAUUCUUCCCUUGACAUGUUCUCCACAAGGCUAGGUGACAUUCAUUCCUCAAAAAGGUCCCUUCUCUUUGUGGACUUCUUGUCUUUGUACUAGCCAUCCCCCCCACUUCCCCAAGCCUAGAAUGUUCUCCCUCCUCAUCUCCACCUUUCAAACCCUCUGAUUUCCUUCAGAUCUCAGUCCAGAUGCCUCCCCCGCAGUGCAGGCCCUGGCUGAUUAUCUCAUUCAUGGCGUCCUUGGGCUUCCCAGGCUGGUCCCCUGCUAGCUUAGACCAAAAGGAGCAUGAAGUAAAAUUCUUGUACUCCAUCCAGCAGCUAACAAAAGAACCUUCCUUAGCCAUGACCGGAGAAAGAUGUUUACCCAGGAUAAAAACUGAUUCAGGAGAUCAGCUCCUCAGGGACUGGUCUGCCAUCUGAAGCCCACCAGUGACCACGAGUUCGUCUCCCUCCAGAAUGGUUUUAAGAUCUUUUAAGGGAGAACAGAUCUAAUUUGCUUGGAGUUGGGGAGGAGGGGAAGGUGAGUCAAUUGUUCUCUCUCCCCUAGAAUGUAAGCUCCUUGAGGUCAGGGUCUCUUUUCUUUGUUUCUCUACUACUUAGCUCAGUUCCUGGCACACAGCAGGUACUUAAUAAAUGCUUUUUGAUUGA